Glycine soja is the source of this 3116-nucleotide messenger RNA. Its product is annotated as CRM-domain containing factor CFM3, chloroplastic/mitochondrial-like. Gene Ontology annotation, molecular function: mRNA binding. Gene Ontology annotation, biological process: RNA splicing, via transesterification reactions. Bases 388 to 2559 code for a protein of 723 amino acids. The transcript has 10 exons. The record is from RefSeq and is a predicted model, not a curated record. Lineage: Eukaryota; Viridiplantae; Streptophyta; Magnoliopsida; Fabales; Fabaceae.
UGGAUGGAGAGAUAAAUCAGUGGGUCUUUCCAUCGUGCAAGUAACUUUGUGUUGAUUGUUUUCUAAAUUCAGGUUAUCUUCUUCUGUUUGCACUUGCAACCAGCUUACGAUGACCGAAUAACAUACACGAGAAUAGGUGUCUAUAUAUACUGCUUCAAGAAAUGAAAGAUUACACCUGGAGGAGAGUUCGUGGAGUAGAAAGCACAAUUUUAGGAGGAAGGGUGGCUAUAAAAUUUAUUUUGCAAACUAAAUUUGUACAUUGUAGACAUUAAUGCCUAAAAAACAUAUAGGGGUUACGAGAAGAUUUCCAGGAGAGUAUAAAAAAAAGGAGAUAUAAACAUAUGUGUCUUGAAUCGAAUUAGCUUUCAUUCCCUUCCAAAAGAGAAAAUGAGAUUAAGCAUGAAAAGUGCUUUACUAUCAACACUCCCACCCUCUUCAUCAGUUCUCUUAUUCUCCUCCUACUCUAAAUUCAAACUCAAAUCCCCACUCGGAAUUCCCAUUCGCGCUCUCACCUCCUCUUCUCUCCCAACCACCCGCGACCACGAUGAUUUAUUCGACCCUCUUUCCCUUCCCGCUCCCCAACACCUUCACAAAGCCACCAACGCCAUCGAGAGAAUCGCCCUCCGCUUGCGCAACUUAGGGUUAGCUUCCACCACCGACCUUGCCGACGCCGAAGACGAUUUCCUGCGCCGCGAAUGGCUUCGCCCCGACCAGGCGCUUUUUCCGUGGGACAAGGGACAAGAAGAAGACGCAGAGGAGCCCGGGGAACAGCAAAAGGAGAAGCUAAAGAAGAAGAACGUUAAUGCGUUGACAUUGGCGGAGCAAACGCUGGUGGAGGAGGAGCUGCGGCGAUUGCGAACCCUUGGAAUGAGUCUUAAGGAAAAGAUCACUAUUCCCAAAGCUGGCCUCACGCGAGCCGUGCUCGACAGGAUUCACCGUCACUGGAGCAACUGCGAGCUGGUGAGGCUCAAGUUUCACGAGUUUCUUGCUCAGAACAUGAAGUUGGCUCAUCAAAUUGUCGAGCAUAGAACUAGAGGGUUAGUUAUAUGGAGGUCGGGGAGUUAUAUGUGGGUUUACCGUGGUAAGAAUUAUCAAGGGCCGGUGGAGAGUGAUGCGACAUCUAUGGAAAAGAGUGAGGCAGUUUGGUGGAAGGGGGAGAACAUGACGCCAGAGGAAGCAGAAUUCAACAGGAUGCUGGAUGGCUUUGGUCCUCGAUUUGUUGAAUGGUGGGGUACUGGAAUACUUCCCGUUGAUGCUGAUUCACUUCCCCCUAUGGUUCCUGGUUACAAAACGCCUCUUAGGCUUCUUCCUGCCGGAAUGCGUCCGCAACUGACCAAUGAUGAACUCACGAAUAUGCGGAAGCUUGCUAAAUCUCUUCCUUGUCACUUUGCCUUGGGGAGAAAUAGAAAUCUUCAAGGUCUGGCAUCUGCUAUUCUUAGGCUUUGGGAGAAAAGUUUAGUUGCAAAGAUUGGUGUCAAGCGUGGUAUUGUGAAUACAAACAAUGAACUGAUGGCUCAGGAACUGAAGGCAUUAACAGGAGGUACCUUACUGCUAAGGAAUAAAUAUUACAUUGUAAUAUAUCGUGGGAAGGACUUUGUUCCAACCAGUGUGGCUGCUGUUAUUGCUGAAAGACAGGAAUUGACAAAACAGGUGCAGGAUGUUGAGGAGAAGGUGCGGUGCAAAGCUCUCGACUCAACUCCAUCCGGGGAAGAUGAAUCAACAGCACAAGCAGGAUCGUUGGCAGAGUUCUACGUGGCACAGGCAUGCUGGGGAAGGGAUAUAUCUACUGAAGAACGUGAGAGGAUGAUGCAAGAGGUUGCCAAAGCCAAAAAUGCUAAGCUUGUCAAAAAAAUUGAAUGUAAACUAGCUGUUGCCCAGGCCAAAAGGCUUAGAGCAGAAAAGCUAUUAGCAAAAAUAGAAGCAUCUUUGCUUCCAGUUGGUCCUGAUUAUGACAAGGAAACAAUCACAGAUGAAGAACGUGUUAUGUUCCGUUCAGUUGGUUUAAGAAUGAAGGCAUACUUGCCACUUGGUAUACGUGGUGUUUUUGAUGGUGUUAUUGAGAAUAUGCAUUUGCAUUGGAAACAUCGAGAACUUGUUAAAUUAAUAACAAAACAAAAGACCCUUGCUUUUGUUGAAGACACAGCUAGGUUAUUGGAAUAUGAAAGUGGUGGAAUACUAGUAGCAAUAGAUAAAGUUCCUAAAGGAUUUUCUCUUAUUUACUACCGUGGAAAGAAUUAUAGGCGACCUAUGACAUUGAGGCCUAGAAACCUUCUAACGAAGGCAAAGGCAUUGCAGCGUUCAAUAGUCAUGCAACGGCACGAGGCUCUGAGUCAGCAUGUAACUGAAUUGGGGGAAAAAAUAGAAGAAAUGAAAAAAAAACUUGGUUUGUCUCAGGAUUUGGGGACUAAAGAUAGGUGGAACGUAGAGGACCACAACCAAAUAGACCAUAUAUCAGAGUUCACCCAAAGUGAGGAGGAAUACUCUGAUGGAGAUGACACUGACGGUAAUUUCAAUGACGACGAAUACAGUGAGUGCAAUGACAAUGAUUCUGAAUUUUAAAACUUUGAAAAUUAUGAGUUUUCUCUCUACGAAGACAGGUUGACGUUUUGCAAUGAAGUUCCUGAAUCAGAAUGGCUUCUGCCAUUGCCUGCAGCCAGCUAGAUGAGGCAUUUUUUUCUUUUAUGAAGCCAACAACAUAUUUGUUGUUCCCUACACCUAAGGUUGUCAAGAGGCAGGUGUGUAGACAGCAGGUUGAAUGGAUCUUCUGUUUGCACGUAAGAGUUGAAAAUUUUAUGGAGUCCUGUUCGAUCGAAGUUCUGGAAUUUGAGUAUGCCUACAAAAUCCCUCUCCAAUUCUAUGCCAGUCGAACUUCCACUGCUCUGAGAUAUGGAUAAGCAAUAUGCUUUCUUAUAUCAUAGUAUUUGUUAUUCUGACACAAUGCUUUUCGAUGCUCUUUCAUUUUUCUUUUUAAUGGCUUGGUGUUGGUAUACCCCCUACAAUAAAAUGCAACUUGGGGUGCAAAUUAGCUUAUAUAUUUGUAAAUUAUUCGGUUCAGCUUGUUUAACAAAAUAAAUAAAGUUAAACUUUUUUUUAAGGAUAAAGUAAACUUAUAGUCA